Messenger RNA from Caenorhabditis briggsae, 399 nucleotides. The coding region runs from base 1 to 399 and encodes 132 amino acids. The record is from RefSeq and is a predicted model, not a curated record. The transcript has 3 exons. NCBI's taxonomy places the organism in Eukaryota, Metazoa, Nematoda, Chromadorea, Rhabditida, Rhabditidae.
AUGAUCUGGAAGUUCUUAUUCUACCUCUUGCAUAAGUCAAUACAUCCCGACGAAGCCAAAUCCAGGUGGAAAGCGGUGUCAGAAGGAGACAUCAGUCUGGAAAGUUUCGAAGAAAGCUCUGAAAAGCUAAAGAAUAUGCCGAUUCAUCCCGAGGACAAGCUUUUUCUGAUGCAAAAGUUAGGAAUAUGCGGCAGUUCUGGAUUUCUAAGUCCGACUGUUGAAGCUGAAGAAUCUACUGAAACAGGAAACGUGCCCGAUUCGCAACCUUUUCAUAAUAGGAUUGUAAAGAAAGAACUAUUUUGGCGUUCGGAGCAAUCCGAAGAGCGGAUGUUCUUCUCUGAAAGUAUGGACUUUGAGGAAAUUAUCAAAGCAAUGAUGCCGCUUCCAAAAUUCUUUUAA